This is a messenger RNA of Haplochromis burtoni (Burton's mouthbrooder), 2915 nucleotides long. It is a transcript of the gene kcnk18, whose product is annotated as potassium channel, subfamily K, member 18. Gene Ontology annotation, cellular component: membrane. Gene Ontology annotation, biological process: stabilization of membrane potential; potassium ion transmembrane transport. The record is from RefSeq and is a predicted model, not a curated record. NCBI's taxonomy places the organism in Eukaryota, Metazoa, Chordata, Actinopteri, Cichliformes, Cichlidae. The transcript has 3 exons. The coding region runs from base 132 to 1331 and encodes 399 amino acids. Gene Ontology annotation, molecular function: potassium ion leak channel activity.
UGGCUGUGCGCGACCCCGCGACGGACUCGCGGUUCUCUGCACUUGGCAGAAGAGAGACAGACCGACGCAGCCAGCAGUUAACGGAACUACAGGCGCUCUCCUCACGGACUGCAGGCGCUGCGGGGACGAAGAUGUCAGUGAAAACGAAGAGAACAAUAAGUGUAAAGAAUGAGUCCAAGAAGUGCGCGGCGCGCUUUUGGAGGUUCGUUCCGCACCUUUUGCUGUGCUCCUCUUUGGUGGCAUACGCAGCGCUGGGUGCGCUUAUUUUCCAACACAUCGAGGGACACACACCGUCCGCUGUCCAGGAGGAGUACCACAAGUUUCUGUGCCAAAUGGUAGAGACCGUACAGAAGCUCACCGCUAAUAGCACCGCCACUGAACAAAUAGUGGAGGGAGUGACGGAGAAAAUGCAGGAGUUCCAGUCCAUAUGGUUCCAGAGACCUGAUAGAUGGGAUUUUUUCGGCUCUAUGUUCUUCUGUUGCACUGUUUUCACAACUGUUGGUUAUGGGGAGAUCUAUCCCGUCACCCUGCCUGGUAAGGUGGCGUGUGUCUUCUAUGCCAUGGUGGGCAUCCCUCUUAUGCUUCUGGUCAUCCUCGAUGUUGGAGACUUCCUUGCUAUGGUGAUGUCUAGAGCCUACAUCCAUGCUCACACCCUUUCCAAAAACCUCUUCUCCCGCACCUGGUCUCCAUGGAAGACUGAGGAGAGAGACUCGAGCCGCCAGGUCCUGGAGGAUGGUACUUUUGUCUUCAGCCGUGACGUUGUGAUCCGCGAGCCCCUCGACAUCCGACAGGUGCUCCGCAGCCAGGCAGAUGUACGGCACAAGUCCAUCCAGCUUCAAAACAAAAAAGAGAUUUUUGAAAAGAUUCUUGCCAGAGAGAAUUUACUGAGGAAGGGUCCACUGCUCAGGACGCUGUCCUGCCCAGAGCUUGAUCGUCUGCCACCACCACCCAAAGGAUAUGCCUUGUGGGAUUUCACAGGAUUAGGAGAUGAAAUGGAAACACUGAAUGUCCCCUUCAUGCUCAUUCUUUUCAUCGUCUUUGCCUACAUUUGCUUUGGGGGCUUGAUUCUGCCAAUAUGGGAAACUGAUUUUAAAGACUUUGAUCCCUAUUACUUUUGCUUCAUCACCCUCACUACCAUUGGUUUUGGUGAUAUUAUACCCAAGCACCCCAAGUUCUUCAUGCUUACCUCGCUGUUCAUCAUUGUCGGCAUGGCUAUCAUGUCCAUGGCUUUUAAAUUGAGCCAAACACGAAUUGUAAGCUGUUACCGCCAAUGUGUCAAGUUCAUCAGCAGAGGAAACGUGGAAACCUUUAAGAACAGCGAAAAGGAUUAGGUCACCGAGAGAGUCUCUGCCUCACUCUUGGCUUUGAAACAGGCCCAUAUCAGGAGCCAGUAGGAGUUGCAUGCCUUUUUUCUUACAAGCAUGAGUAAAGGAAAAAGUUGCAUGUGCCCUUCACGAUUGCGUGCUGAAGGAGGUUUACAUUUUCACAGCUGUAAUAAUGAGGCUAAACAUUUGUUUCUACGUAGAGACAGUGAAUCACAAGGAGUUUUCCAUGUUGUUGUGGUUGCCUUAUACAUCAAUUAGCUACACAUAAGUUAUUAAUGUGAUUGGGAUUUAGGGAAUUGGACUGGAGACUGGCUAAGCCACUCCAUGACCUUAAUCAGCUUCUUUUUUAGCCAUACCUUUGUUGCCUUAGUGGUAUGUUUCAGGUCAUUGUCCUGCUGGAAGACCCACCCAUCGUCAGUGUUCUGGCUGAGGGAACAGAGAUGCAUGUCAAACAUAUAAAAAGAAGAAUCACAACAACAGUUGUCACCUUCUCACCUGCCUUAUACACGUCUACAGUCUUGUCCGGAUGUCUUUUGGCAGAACCUCUUGGCCUUGUUGGUGGAGAGGUUGGAAUGAAAGAAAUUGCUAACCAUCGGCGAGGCUGUAGGUGCUCAAAUAUUUCACUCAGUAACAUGCAAAUCAAUUUAUUUAUUUAACUUUUAUGCAAUGUGUUUGUUUUUCUGGAUUUUUGGUUGAUAUUUUUCUCUCUCUAUUAAAAUGAAACUACCAUACAAAUGAUAAACUGUUGAUGUCUUUGUAAGUGAGCAAACUUACAGCAGCAAGGUAUCAAAUAAUCCUUUCUCCCGCUGUGCUUCAGGCACAGGUUAGUUUAUUUGUACCCGUGGUCUGCAGCAGUGUGUCAUCCAUCCUCACAUUUACUGAAAUUCUGAAGAAAUAAACAAAUGAAACAGAUUCACGUAGCAUCAUGGUAAGGUAUAGUAUUUAUGUAGUGUUUUUCUCAUUUUGAGCACUUACAGCACUUUAUUGUCUCAUUCACGCACUUUUUUCUUUCUCAGCACGUUUUACCGAAUGUUCACACAGUUUUAAAAAGUUAUAUAUAUUUGUUUAGGAUGGUCUGUCAAGCAUUUCUUCAUUAGAACUGAAUUCAUACAUUCAUGCAGUAACGUGUUUUGUCCAGCAGGUGGCACCGAGAGAACACAUCAAGCCUAAAGCACUAAACCAGUUUUAGCACUACUAGCUGGGUUACUAGUGAAGGUUUUAACAGCACAUCUCUACCUACCACUAUACUUACAAUAAAGAAGUAUAGACAACAUCGUUCUAACAUUACCAAAUCUGCAGUAUUAACUUUAAACUUAGACUGUUAUAAUAUUUAAGCUUAGCUGUACCAGGUUUAAAUAUCCCACAGUACUGAGCAGCUGCUUUAUCUUUGCUUCAUGACUUUGUUUGAAGCAGCAAUCUUCAAAUAAACUCAUGAUAAGUGUUGGGCUCAUGGUGCUGACGAACAUUUAACUGAAUUUGGCUGAAAUCUGGCUGCAACCAGUGAGUGCAGUCACCACAGCAAGAGGACACAAAAUGACACAAUACUAGGAUCAUACACUUUAUUGUACUGUCUUAGAAUAGAAUAGAAUA